Microsporum canis CBS 113480 is the source of this 318-nucleotide messenger RNA. RefSeq lists its product as uncharacterized. The record is from RefSeq and is a predicted model, not a curated record. The transcript has 4 exons. NCBI's taxonomy places the organism in Eukaryota, Fungi, Ascomycota, Eurotiomycetes, Onygenales, Arthrodermataceae. Bases 1 to 318 code for a protein of 105 amino acids.
AUGCCAAACUGCAAGCCUGUCUAUGAGCCCCCGACACCUGGAGCGGUCAUCAUUCCCACCUAUCAGACAACGUUUAUCGGUCUCGAAGACUUCUCCAUCCACUUUCUCGAUUGGGGCGAUAAAACAAUCACUUGCCAGGCCAAAUACAUCAAAAAGAAAUGGGCCAAAUUACGCACUAGAGUCGCACAGGAGGAAAGACAGACAGGAUUUUUUUCGAUAUUUUAUAUUGCAACGGAGGAUGUCGAGUCGAGGCUCGAACGCGUGGACGUGUCUCAUCGCCUUAUCCACACUGCUUAUUCAUUACUUUCACGAAUAUAG